Ectocarpus siliculosus is the source of this 9474-nucleotide messenger RNA. NCBI's taxonomy places the organism in Eukaryota, Phaeophyceae, Ectocarpales, Ectocarpaceae. The record is from the annotation of a GenBank genome assembly.
AUGGAGAGCGAGGAGAGAAGGGCCGCUGUUAGCGACCGGCCCGGCGUCAAGCAGAGAACAGCCAGGGAUUCGGGUCCGCGAAAGAACACCUCGGGUCCGGGCAACAAGCUCUCGACGGAAGACGCGCUCAGCCACACGGGCUGGUCCACGUCCGUGGCGGAGCGGUUGCGAGCGCAGACUGGUGGGGGCGGCGGCGGCGGCGGCGGUAGGGGCGGCAGGGGCGGUAGCCUGACCGGCAGCGAUGAAGCGGAGGCGGCGGCGGCCAUGCACGCGUUGGCCAACUCUUCCUCUUCCACGAAAGACGGUGGUGGCGGCAAGAAAGGCGUUGGUGACAAGAAGACGGCCCACCUCGGGAGUCUCGGCGUUUUCGUGGCCGACGAGAGGAUGCUAUCGCCGGCCGAAGCGGCCAAGAUUAGGAAGGGCAACCUCGGUAGGGCUUUGCUCAGCGGCGGCGGCGGCGGCGGCGGCGACGGCGAAACGGCCUCAAAGCGCGGUGCCAACGGGGGGGUGCACGCCACGGCGAGGCCGGCGGGAGGCAAGAAGCAGAGGGGGGGAAGCGGCGGUGGUCCUAAGUCGUCCAGGGGGGGACCGGGGGCAGACGACGACGGGCACGAGGAGGAAGAGGAGCCGGACGCGGAGCCGGUCAAGAGGAAGACGCCCGGGAAACCAGGCCGCAAGCCGAAGAAGGGAAAGGCGGACAAGGGAGAGGGUCUCGCUUCGGUGGAGGCGGCCGUGCCGGAGGCGGGGGGAGACCUUAGCAGCCCCCCCGCGGUCAGCCCUUUCCCAAACUGGGCCGAGGACUCGUACGAGAUGGUCGGGAGCCGUGUGCGGGUGUACUGGGACGGGGAUAACGAGUGGUACAGCGGCCGCAUCGUUCGGUUCAAGUCGACUCAGCGCGAGCCGUACCUCGUCAGAUACGACGAGGAUGGUUCGGUGGAGUGGCUCAACCUCCCCGAGCAACCCGCCAUUGUCGCCAGACAGGUGGUGUGGGUCAAGAUGCGCUCUCAUCCGUGGUGGCCAGCCCAGGUGUACCAGCCGACCGGCCCGAAAGCGAUGCAGGACGGCAUGAUCGAGGUCAAGGAGCGGCACGCGUUCGUCGUCUUCUUCAAGACCGACGAGAGCGGUUUCGUCCCCGUUGGUCAGAAUGUUAUCCAGAGCUUCGCCUCUCGACAGGACCUGGCGAACCCGGCGAAGAAGCCUUCGAAGGGGUUGGAGAAGGCCAUCAUAGCGGCAAAGUCGGAGAUAGGGAACAUGGCCGAGGCGGCGGCGGCGGGCCUGGCGGCGCGAAGUCGGGGCCGACAAAGGGGGCGGCGGCAGGGAGCUUGGGCGCGAGAGAAGGGCAGCAAGCUCGAUCGGGCGGCGGCGGCGGCGGCGACGCCGGGGCGCGUGGCCCGAACCCUACGAACUCAGCGGAACCGCGAUUUGGACGAGAUUUCUCGCGGCAGCGUCGCAAGCGAGGACGGCGGGGGAAGCAUCAGCGCGUCACACCUCGGCGACUCGGAGGACUGCGGCAGCGUGAGCGGCAGCGUUGCCGAGAGCACGGACGGGGACGUCGGGGGGGGCGGCGGCGGCGGCGGCGGCGGCGGGGGGCGGAGUCGGGGCAGAAGCCGCGGCGGGGUAAGCCGUAGGAGGGGAGGGGUUAGGGGCGGCGGCGGCGGGCGCGGCAGCCGGGGGGGCGGGAGAGGAAGCCGCAGCGGCAGGGCGGGGUCUGGGUCGAGGCGGAGAGUCUCGGACGCCGGGGGCAAGCAGCCGAAGGAAGGGUUCGGGCUGGUGGGGAAGACGAUCAAGCUGCACAGGGACGACGUGGACUACCCGAACGGUCGGUGGUGCGUGGCGGACGUGCAGCAGUGGAGCCGGACGCAGCAGAAGCACCUGCUGUCUUAUCGAGGGGUGGGGUCGGCGUGGCUGCCGCCCGGGUGGCUGAAGCUGGAGGAGAAGAGGAAGGCCGAGGUCGUGUCGGUGCCCCCCGCAGCGGCUCCGACGGUAGUCACGCCCAAAAGUCAGACGGCGAGCGGGGGCAGCAGCAGCAGCAGCAGUCGAGAAUCGGCGGCAGUCGCGGCUGCGGAAGGGCUUGCUGUGCUCGCUGCUGCGGGAGAGGCGGCAACGGCGGCUGCUGAGGCUGCCGUGGGUAACGGUAAGCGAGGAGGGGAGGAGGAAGAGGGGGGUGCUUCGCGACGGUCAGGGGUAGCUGGCGGUCCUCCCGCGGUUGGAAGCGGAGAGUCAUCUUCCGCCGUCGCCAGCAAGGAUGGGGGCUCCGCGGCUGGGCCUCCCGAAGCUAUUGGGGACGGCUCGAGCAGCACCUGCCGGAAGGAGAACGGAACGCCGCGACCUCCGGCUGAUGAUCGGAACGGGAAAAACGAUGGGAAAGGCGCGGGAGCUGCUGCGGUGCAGCCUGCGGAAUCAAGUGUCUCCGCCACCGCCGACGGCGCCACAUCGUUGGACACGCUACCGCCAGCCGCCCCCCAGGCGGCGGCGGCCGCGGCAAGGGCAACCGACGUUGGCGCGAACGGAAGCAGCGGCGCUUCGAGCGGAGCAGCGCCGGUGACUGAUGAUGUCACCGGGGAGGGGAUCGGAAAGCGGGAAAAAUCCGGAACGGAUGAUGCGAAGGCUGCGGCGGCAGGAGAUGACGCGGCCGACGCUGUGGUGCCGGAAGGGGUAAGAGCAGUGUCGACUGCGGCGGAGGGAGGCGGCGUGACUCCCUCGGGUACGGGGAAAGACACGAAGCAGGCGACGGCGGACGCCGCAACGACAACAGCGCCAAGCGUUGUCGCCGGGCAGGAGGGGGGGGUUCCGUUGGCGCCAGAGGGGGGCGGGUCCAGCGGUGCUGCCGCCGCCGCAGGCUCGGAUGAUCUAGAGAUGACAGACGUCGUGGCACCCGGAGCCUCAUCGAAAUUACUCAAGGUCGAGGACGGCGGCGCCGGCGCCUCGUCCACAGACGUGGCGAUGUCGGAAGCGGCACCGCUGUCCGCCGCGCAGGGGACGAAGGUCCCGGCAGCGGCCUCCGCAGCGGCGGCGGCGGCGGAAGUUGAGCGCACCCCCAAGCAAGAAGGAGACCCGGCGGCGAGUGCAUCAAAGCCGGAGGCGGCGGAAACAGCGGGGGGGGACGCGGCAGGGGAAGAAGGGACCCCGGAGUCCCCCCCGGCGGCUUCCACGGCGAAAAGCGCGCGCGUGGUCGCGCCGCGGGGCCUCGUUCGCCGGGACGGAAACAGCGGCGCCCCCUGCAAGAUGUGCAAGUCCAAGUGGGACCGGGACCAGACGCUGGUGUGCUCGACGUGCCUGAUGCACUACCACCCGGGUUGCCUCGAUCCGCCGAUGACGCCGAGAGAGAUCGCCUCUCACGCGCAUUCGAAGGAGGAGUGGCGCUGCGACUAUUGCCAGACUUGCCAGGGGUGCGGUAAGGGCAACGAGGACGAGAUGAGAAGGGGGGGGGAUCCGCUGGUGUGUCACGAGCGGGGGAAGGUGCACCACGUCCACCUCGAUGCCCCGGAAGGCUGCGAUCCGGGUCCGAGGGCCCAAGAGAAGAUAUGGCUGUGUUCACCCUGCUUGGACAAGUACAAGGAGCGAAACUACUGCCCCAAGUGCGGGGUGACGUACGACGAGCACGACAACAUGGUGCAAGCCAUCGGCUGUGCGGCCUGCGAGUUCUGGGUGCACGCCAGCUGCGAAGGCCUGUCCACGGCGGAGUAUCAGAUGCUGGUGGACGGCAAGGACAGCUGGUUCGGCGCGGAAUAUCUUUGCCCCGUGUGCAGGAACCGGGCCAUGGCGCACAUGCUCGGGGAGCUGCAGAGAGCGGAUGUGGUAGGGAUGUUCGCGCAGCCGGUGACGACCGCCAUCGCCGCCAACUACUUCCUCAUCGUGAAGGAGCCGAUGGACCUCAAGACCAUGAGGCACAAGGUUCACACCGGGCAGUACAACACCUUGCAGGAGAUGCGCAACGACUGCGAGCUCAUGUCGAAGAACGCCCUUCUUUUCAACCGGGCUCCGGGCGAGGCGGUGCCGACGCCGGCGAAGGGGCAGUCGCAGCCGUACCAGACGAAGGCCGGAGUCCACGCGAAGGCGGUGCACGAGCAGCAGCUGCUGUCGAGGCCGAAGACGGUACGGGCGGUUAGCGCUGGCGUGAGGAAGGACCUUCUGACGGGCAGGACUCAGCCGAUCAAGCUCCGCCCGCUCGAAAAGAGCCCAGACCCCGACGCCGCGGUGGGCUUACAGCGGCAGCCGAUAGCGGCCUGGGUGUGCGAGGUCUGCACGGAGACUGCCAAGUCCGACGAGUCUCUCCUACUCAUGUGCGAGCUGUGCGACCGCGCGUACCACACGUACUGCCUGACGCCGUCGACGGACAAGCCGCCGGAGGGGACAUGGAUCUGCGGCCAGUGCAUCUCCUGCACCACCUGCGAUGCUCCUCAGGUGUACACCUCUUGGAGUUCGACGAAGGACUCCUGCCAGGAGUGCAUCCUCAAGAAGCGUAGGGAAGAGGGCUUGCAGGAGUUGGAGGCCAGAAGGGAGGUGCUUUCGUGUGAGCUAAGGCGAAGGAGAGCCGUGUACAGGGAAACCCAAGCUCGUAUGGACACGGUGAGAGACGGGGCAGGCGAUGCCUACCCACCGCCGGCGCGGUCAUCGGUUUCGUCGCGAGAGGCGAAGGAGAGGACGGCGUUCCAGAAGGCCAAGGACGCGCUGACGAAGCCGCUGAACGGCGUCUCCUCGCAGUGGGACCGCGGGCGCGUGGCGGCCGAUUGUGACGGGUCGUGCCCCGUGUGCAAGAAGAAAUCGGACGGCCACGACGACAACGUGGCGGAGUGCGACUGCUGCAAGCUGUGGGUGCACCAUGCCUGCGACAAGGGCGUGGGUCUCGUCUUGGAGCACCCGGAGCUUGACUUCUUCUGCAAGGCUUGUUUGGGUCAAGACAAGAUGGAGCUCCGGUGCACACGACUCGACGUGCCGGGCCCCCCGGCCUCACACGCCGUCACCCCGGCCGCAGUGGCUGCCGGCAAGGCGGCCGCGUCUCGAACGGAAGACGCCGCCGAGGCUGCGUUCGUGGAGCGUCGCCUCUCGAAGGAACGUGCGUCGGUGGUGGCAACUGCAGCCGUCGAGGAGGCGAAGGCGGCGCAGAAGGCGGCGGACAACUCGGUGCACUUCGCACAGGUGCGGGAGGCCGCAGCGGUAGCUGAGGAGAAGCGAGCAACGGCGAAAGCGGCAGAGGCGCGUCAGGCCGUGUGGAAGCUCUCCGGGGAAGAAAGGCGGAGGAUGUUCAGCGGCGGCGGCGGCGGCGGCGGCCAGGGGGGGUGGGAUGUUGGGGGCGCCGUGGAUCCGCCGAGGGAUACCCACCUCGGGGGCACCGCGGCGGCGGCGGCGCUCUGUCGGAGGGUGGCCCUGAUUCAGGAGAGGAGGAAGCGCGUGGUGGAAGUGCGAGAUCAAGAGCGGUGCCGAAGACGGAGGGAUGAGCGCCAGUUCGAGGCCUGGGAGAAGUCGAGGGUGCAAUCCCAGGCUGUGGUGGACAUGGCGCUGGACAGGAUCGAACAGCUGCGGAUGCCGGACAAGCAGGACGAUGUCAUAAAUAGGAUAGCGUCAACCUCUCAGGAGCAGGCGAAGGUGCCCUACUGGCUGAGGACGAGAGCAGCGCGAUUCGUCCGCAUGCAGCGCUAUCGCCUAGGGGAGCGAAUAAGAGCGCAGCAGCGGGCACAUCGAGCGGUUGGGAUCCAGCCACACAUCUCGCACCUGAUGAGCAGGGUGCUGUCGGCCGCGGCAUUUCUCGCCGUCUCCGGAGUCGAGCUUACCCUUCCAUGGCCCGACGAGCUCACUAAGCAGAUGGCGCUUCAGCCGCCCCACUUUCUCUUGGAGGGCGGCCGCAAGAGCGAGAGCGCCGCCGAUGUCGAGGGCUUGCCGCCCGCGCCGGCGCCUAGGACCCCGGGGCCUCUGCUCGGCUGCGCGGGUUCGAGGAAGGAGGCGCUGUCGUCCCCGACCGCAGUGGAGCGUCAGCAGUCGCCUACCACGGUCCAGCAGCAGUACAUCCAGCGACAUCAGCAGCAGCUGGUGCAACAACAGCAGCAGCCGCCCGUCGAUCCCGAGUACGAGGCCCAGCUGGAGAUGUUCCGCCGUCGACAGGCCAACGGAGGCGGUGGGCAGAUGGCCCACUACCCCGGGGACUGCCCGCCGCUGUCCCCGGAGUCCCACUCCCCCCCCUCUUCCCCCGACAGGGCUGCCGAUGCGCGUCACCCCCAGGCAGACCACCACCGCCUUUCCUCCGGCCUUCCCGCCGACAGCUCGGCCGCUGUCCUCGCCGCGGCUACGGCCCGGGCUGCGGCGGCGGCCGCCGCCGCCGGCAUCUGCUCGCCGCCGUCGUACCCCCGGCACCAGCACCUGCAUCAGGCCGCCGCCGCCGCCGCCGCUGCCACCGCCGCGGCCGUAGCUGCUCCUCCUCUGGACCACCGCGCGAACAACAACGGCAACCACCGCCAUAUGGCCACGUCGAACUCCUCUGACCAAACCAGCAGCACUGGUGGGGUCCCGUUGUCCCUGCCUUCCGCCCGGGAGGUGGAGGCCAAGGCCGCCGCCGCCGCCGUCGCUGCCGAAGCGCAGUCGCGGAUCGCGAGGAAGGACCUCGCCAAGGCGCACGAGGCGGCGGCGGCGGCAGCGGACCGGUCGAGGCGGGCGGCCAAGAGCGCGGCGGCGGCGGCGCAGGCGGCGGCGGAAGCGGCGAGCGGGGUGAUGGCCCCCGCUCCGCUCCCGGGAAGAAGAAUAGCGGGUCACCCGAGGACCGGCGGCGGCCCCCCGAAAAAGGCCGCUAAGCGUAAGGCUAGCAGCAGUAGCGCGGACGUCGGGGCGGGCGAUGGUCUGGACUCGAACAGCGGGUCCUUGGGCGCACCAGAGGGUAACUCUUGUAGCAGCGGCGGGGGCGGCAGCGGGAGCCUAAAGGGGGCGCAAGAGCUGGCGGCAACGGCGAUCGCCGCUACGGCUACGGCCGCCGCAUCCGCCAUUGCCACGGCGGCGCGCGACAAGGAAAUGCUGGUUUCCGGCGUCAUCGACGACGGCACCCUCGACGAGCUCAAGACGGUGCCGCUGCGGGGCUGGGGAAAGAACGUGGAGACCGAGCUUGGGCGAUGGCAGGACGUCCGUGCGUGCUGCCUCUGCAAGGCCACGGGGGAUGGAGACAAGACCGGCCGGCUGCUGCCGUUAGACGAUGGGCAGUGGAUCCACACACUCUGCGGGCUGUGGUCGAGGGAGGUAUACGAGAACCAGAACAAUUUCGGGACGAUCUGCGAGCUGUACAAGGCCCGCGGCCGUGGGCGUCUGUUGGAGUGCUCCCUCUGCAAGGAGCCCGGCGCUACUGUGGACUGCUCCAGCCACAAGUGCGAAGAGGUCUACCACUACGAGUGCGCGUUGGAUGCCGGGUGCGUGUUUUACAACAACCUGGACGUGUCCUGCCCCUUGCACCACGAAGAAGGGGUCGCCAACUCUCACGGGACCACGGUCGCCCCCUUCCCCUUGUCUUCGACUGGCAGUGUCGCCGCCGCCACCGAAGGGGCCGCCGGAUCGAGGGCGCCGACGCCCACGCCAGGUGCUGCAAACCCUGACCCUCCAGCGGGAGGCGGGGCUGGCGGAGGAGGAGGAUCAGGCUCGGCGGCGGCAUCAGGGUCGAGCUCCCCUCCCCCGACGCCACUUCCGGUACCGUGGGGGAAGAUGACCAAGUCACGGGCGGAACUAGUGGCCGACCCUUACCGAUUCAUGGAGGCAACAAGGGGCUCUACUAAGGGGGCAUGGAAGGUGCCCUCUUGGAGCGACGGUUAUGCCUUGCGUGUGGGAGCGGUGACGAUCCAGAAGCUCGGCCGGUUAGCCCCGCAGUUGGCGGGGUCCCACACCAAGUCCCACAUGUUCCCUGUUGGCUUCCGAUCCUCGCGCAUCUUCUGGUCAAGCAAGAACCCCCUCCAGCGCACCCUCUACGUGUGCGAGAUUCUGGACGGGUCCAAGCUCACCGACCACCCCCUGCGGCACGACGAGGUUGUCCUCGGAGCCGGUAAAAAGAGGAAGCGACCAAGCGACAGCGGCGGGGCGCCAGCAGCAGCAGCAGCGGCGGCGGCGGCGGCGGCGGCGGCGACUACGGAGGAAGCAGCAGCAAAGCGGGGCAAGGAAGAGGGAGGCACCUCCCCCUCGUCUUCUCCCCGUACUACUCCGCCGUCUGGGGGCGGCGGGACCGGGGGCAGCGGCAAGGGCAAGGGCAAGGAGCGACGACGAAACGGCGAUGCUGACGAUGACGACGCCAUGGACGACCAAGAUGGGGUCGAUUCUGAAGCCGGCGGUGCCCCUCCUCCAAGAGAUUCUGAUCCGAUGGAGGUUGACGGCAACGCCCGAGAUAGAGGCGAUGGGGACAAAACAGCCCCCGCUGGCGGCGGCAGUACAAAGUGGGAUGGCGGGGACGAUGAUGGCGGCGGCGGCGGAGGGGGAGGCGGUUCUUACCGAGGGGUUGUGUUCAGGGUGACCAUGAUGGACGAUCCGGGCACGGCGAUGAUCGACUCCAGCCUCGACAGGCUGUACACGAGAGUGGUGGCUGCCGUUGACGAGUGCUUGCAGCCUUUGAGGAAGAUGGACCCCUGCUUCCGGCGGCGCCGCACGGGCCACGCGUCCUUCGGCCUCAACGGACCCCAGUUCUUCGGUAUCGGGUACGACGCGGUCCGCUCCGCCAUGGAGGCGUGGCCGGACGCCGUGAGCGCAGCUGUCACCCCGGAGGAUGACCCGGAGAGGCAAUACCGCUUCGUGAUGAACCUUCCCAGCGAGGAGACUGUGGUGGCCUGGCAGCGACGACAGGCGGCGGAGAAGGCCGGGGUCAAGGAAAACCCUAACGGCUGUGCGCGUGCGGAGGUGCUGUCGGAGUCAUCGUCCACGGCUAGGACGGGGCGGAUCACGAGGACGCUCGUCAGGGCGGCGGAGAAGCUGGGCGCGGCGGACGGGGGCGACGCAGGCGGCAGCGGGAGCCUGAGGGGGGGGCUGGGCGGCGGCGGCUCGCAGCAGUCCCAACAGGCCCAGUACCGCAUGCUCAAGACUCAGCCUACCGGUUACGGGCUCAAGGUUCGACGGUCUCACAUCCACGGGUGGGGGUUGUUUGCGCUGGAGGAGUUCCCGAAAGACGCCAUGCUUGUGGAGUACAUGGGCGAGGUGGUGCGGCAGUGUGUGGCAGACCUCCGAGAGGUGAAGUACGAGGAGAUGGGUGUGGGCAGCUGCUACCUUUUCCGCGCGGACGCUGAUGCCAUCGUGGACGCUACUCGGAAGGGUAACCUGGCGCGGUUCAUCAACCACUGCUGCGACCCGAACGCCAUCGCUCGAAUCGUCAACCUGGAAGGCACGAAGAAGAAAAAAAUCAUCAUCGUGGCCAAGAGACAGAUCAAGCCAGGAGAGGAGAUUACGUACGAUUACAAGUUCGAGAGAGAGGACGGUCAGCUCUCGUGCCACUGCGGCGCGGACGUCUGCUACGGCUCGAUGAAUUAG